Molecule: messenger RNA, 1125 nt
Organism: Debaryomyces fabryi
Lineage: Eukaryota; Fungi; Ascomycota; Pichiomycetes; Serinales; Debaryomycetaceae
Product: putative cystathionine beta-lyase
Exons: 1
Coding region: 1-1125 (374 amino acids)
Biological process (GO): transsulfuration
Cellular component (GO): cytoplasm
Molecular function (GO): carbon-sulfur lyase activity; pyridoxal phosphate binding
Source: RefSeq, a predicted model, not a curated record
AUGACUGGAAUUUCCACUAAUAGUAUUCACGCGGCUGAUGAAAUACAUAAGGUGGCUGAUGUAAUGACGCCAAUUCAUGUUACAACUACGUAUAAGUAUGAUGAUGAUCCAGAGAAGUUAGUCAAAGAUGAAGAUUUGCCUGAAAAUUCAAUAAUUGGAAACGUUGUUUACUCAAGAGAAACGAAUCCAAAUUCUGAACGAGUAGAAAAGAUUUUAGAUAGUAUAUUAGAUGGGCACACUGUGGCAUACACUUCUGGUUUAGCUGCUUUUUUUGCUGCAUUGACAUACUUUAAUCCUAAAGUAGCGAGUAUUGGAAAAGGCUAUCAUGGUUGUCAUGGUAUUUUGAAUAUAUUUUCUCGUCUCAAAGGUUUAAAGCAAAUAUCUUUAGAAGAUGAUUUAAACCAAUUGAAUCAAGGAGAUUUGAUCUGUUUGGAAACUCCCGUCAACCCAGACGGUACUGUUUUUGAUAUUCAGUACUAUGCUGAUAAGGCACACGAAAGGGGAGCAUUUUUAUUGGUAGAUUCUACAUUCGCACCUCCUCCAUUGCAAGACCCAUUCAAAUGGGGAGCUGAUAUGGUAUUUCACUCGGCCACUAAGUACUUUGGAGGUCACAGUGAUUUGUUAGCCGGUGUUUUGGUAACAAAGGAUAUCAAUGUGAAAAAUCAAUUGGUAAAGGAUCGUGUUGAUUUGGGAAGUAAUAUAUCUAACUUAGAGAGCUUUUUGUUGAUUAGAAGUUUGAGGACAUACGAACUUAGAAUAUUGAAGCAAGCUGAGAACACUGAGAAGUUGAUAAAGUUCUUGGUAGAGAACAGAGAAAAGUAUCCUAAAUUGAAAAAAAUUUAUCAUUCUUCCUUACAAACAGAGCCGUUUGUUAAGAAGCAACUAUCGAAUGGAUAUUCGCCAGUAUUUUGCAUUGAGCUUGAAAGCGAAGCUGAUGCAAAACAAUUCCCUUCGAAAUUGCAUUAUUUUCACCACGCCACUUCUUUAGGAGGAGUAGAAAGUUUAAUUGAGUGGAGAGUUCUUAGUGAUUCGACAGUCAGUCCUACUUUAUUAAGGCUUAGUGUGGGUGUGGAAAACAUUGAUGAUCUAAUUGCUGAUAUUGACCAGGGCCUUAAGUCUUCGUAG